AUGGACAUCCCAACCCUGCCCAGCAAGGUGCCAGGCUACAACUUGUACAUUGAUGGAUUCCAAGCCUUACGUCGUCCCAAGAUCCUCCAGGGCUCCAAUAUCACCCAUGUUGUCUCGGUGUUGGACUGGAAGUUUCAAAAAGACUGGGCCUCUCUCCGCGGGUUCAAGCACCUGCACAUCCCGCUGGACGACGUCUACGAGUCGAAUAUUCUGUCCUAUUUCCCUCAGAGCAAUGCCUUCAUCCACGAAGGUUUGAAGCACUCGAGGCCCAAUCAAUCGACUACCUCUGGCACCCACCUCAAAGAUGGCUCCCUCGACCCGAUCCCGGGCGGAGUUCUUGUGCACUGUGCGAUGGGUGUCUCCCGUUCUGCGACAAUCGUCUUAGCUUACCUGCUCUGGCACUCUCGCCAACCAGCAAACAUCGUCAACCCCCAAUCUCAAGCCGACUCCACAACCCAAGUUUCCUCGAUGGCUUCAUCGUCGUCAGCAUCAAUCGUGCCGGAGAUGGUCUCCCUACCCCCAACCCCGCUCACAGUCGACUCGGCCCUUGCGUUGGUUCGGGAAGGCCGUCCCCAAGUCGAACCCAAUUCAGGGUUCAUCAAGCAGCUCCGCAUGUACGAAGCUAUGGGCUGCCCGACCACGCAGGAGCAACUGGAAAGCCACAAGAUCUACCGACGGUGGAUGAACUCACGGAACGUGCUGGAUGCGCUGAGCGAAAACCGGGCGCCAGAGAUGGACCACAUCAGUUUUCGAGAUGAGGAAGAUGACGAGAACAGCCAGGAAGACGGUGCUCAGGGUCCGUCCUCGGGCGCGGGAAGCGCUAGGGCAGGCGAGGGCAAUGACCCCAUCAGCGACAGAGUGCAGAGUCUCACCUUACUAGAUCCGGACAGCGACGAGCCGACCGAGAUUCUCAACCCGGACAUCACCCUGUCGUCUCCGUCCCCGGCGCCUCCGCUACCCGCCAACGUGGAAAUCAAAUGCCGGAAAUGCAGGCGCCUGCUCGCCAAAUCCAGCUUCAUCUUGCCUCACAAACCCCCUCCGCACCGCGACCCCUCGGCAGCGACUGGAGGGGACCCCUGCGCACACAUCUUCCUCCAUCCUCUGUCGUGGAUGAGGCCCGUCCUGUCACAGGGACAGCUGGACGGCCGACUGACGUGCCCGACGCAGUGGUGCGGGGCGAACAUCGGCAAGUUUGCGUGGCAGGGCUUGCGCUGCAGUUGUGGAGGGUGGGUGACGCCGGGGUUUGGAUUGGCCAAGGGCAAGGUGGACGAAGUGCGCGUUCGGGUGGCAAACUCAUCACGAAGAGGAGAGGGAGGAGGAGGACGAGGAGGAGAAUCAGCACAAGGACAGGGACCAGGACCUGGGACUUCGCUCGGGGCUGGAAAUGGAGACGGUCGGAAAGCAAUCUUCGACAGCGCGGUGAGAUUUCCUCCUGGGAUGAGACGGUCGGGGAAUGGAAACUUGUGA
Molecule: messenger RNA, 1467 nt
Organism: Fonsecaea erecta
Lineage: Eukaryota; Fungi; Ascomycota; Eurotiomycetes; Chaetothyriales; Herpotrichiellaceae
Exons: 3
Coding region: 1-1467 (488 amino acids)
Biological process (GO): protein dephosphorylation
Cellular component (GO): nucleus
Molecular function (GO): protein tyrosine/serine/threonine phosphatase activity
Source: RefSeq, a predicted model, not a curated record